Rhinichthys klamathensis goyatoka is the source of this 941-nucleotide messenger RNA. RefSeq names its product NudC domain containing 2 (gene nudcd2). Gene Ontology annotation, biological process: protein folding. Lineage: Eukaryota; Metazoa; Chordata; Actinopteri; Cypriniformes; Leuciscidae. The coding region runs from base 175 to 648 and encodes 157 amino acids. The record is from RefSeq and is a predicted model, not a curated record. The transcript has 4 exons. Gene Ontology annotation, cellular component: cytoplasm.
AUGAUCCGUCAUGCCACAGCAUUCCGCUGCAGAAGAAGACACUGCGAGAUAUUGCCAGAAUGUAUGAGAAAUAUAUCCAGUUUCUGCACUGUAGCAAUAGCUGUUAUUGCAGCUAAUGUGCGUUUGUCGGAUCUCAAGCAGCCGCGCUGAUGAGAGGCCUGUGAAACGAGCAGUAUGUCAGUGCAUUUUGAGGAGAGGAGUGGUGUGAUCCCGUGUAAAACAGCAUGGGGCUCAUGGUAUCAGACUAUGGAAGAGGUUUUCAUCGAAGUGAAUGUUCCUCUUGGUACUUCAGCCAAAGAGAUCAAGUGUAACAUCGGGAGCAAACAGAUAGAGCUUCGUGUGAAAGACCAACAGAUCUUCAAGGGGAAGUUGUUUGGAUCUACUGUAGUCGAUGAAGCAACAUGGACGUUAGAGGACAAAAAAUUGAUCCAAAUAGUUCUCAUGAAGACGAACCGGGAGGCUGGGAACUGCUGGCAGUCUCUUUUGGAGGGAGAGUAUGCGGCAGACCCGUGGGUGCAGGAUCAGAUGCAGAGGAAGCUCACGCUGGAGAGGUUCCAGAGAGAGAACCCUGGAUUUGACUUCAGCGGGGCAGAGAUCUCCGGGAACUUUCAGGGUGGUGGACCAGAUUUCUCCAGCUUGCAAAAAUAAAAGGACUACUUUCAUUAAUGUACUUGGUGCUGGCCUACCAAAUUGCACCAGUUUAUUUCCAAUGAGAACAUUUUUCACACUUCUCCCUUUGGUUUUAAAUAUAUCGCAAUGCUAUCUGGCUACUGAUAUAAAGCCAUAAUCUAUUCACAAGCAGCCUUUGAGUCAAGUCUUUAUGGUGGUUUUAAUUUACCAAUGCCAUGGUUUAUUUUGUAAUUGUCACCACAGUGGUUUUAGAAGACUAUUGGUUCAACCAUCCUUUGAAUUGCAAUAAAGUUAUUCAAGCACUUAUUAAA